Messenger RNA from Rubroshorea leprosula, 329 nucleotides. The record is from the annotation of a GenBank genome assembly. NCBI's taxonomy places the organism in Eukaryota, Viridiplantae, Streptophyta, Magnoliopsida, Malvales, Dipterocarpaceae.
GGUUUAAUUCUCGGCGUGAUAUGGGGAUGAGAUGGACCUCAAUUCUUGUACCAUCUGCUGAGAAGCGGAUUUCAGAGGCAAUCGCUGAUGCUCGCUGCUGUCAAGUACUCCGUGCUAAUGAAGUCGAGUUUGAGAUUGUGUCAACUGAGCGGACAAAUAUUGUGAAUAUUCGAAGUCGUGUCUGCUCAUGCCGCCGGUGGCAGCUCUAUGGUUUACCCUGUGCACAUGCUGCAUUGGCGUGAAUGUAAUAUUGUUGUAUGUUUUGGUGAAUUAGAAAUAAGGAUCCGGUCCCUUUUUCUCUUAGUUUUUGGUUCUUGCAGCAUGUUUGU